UUCAGUGCAAUUUCUUUUAUUUGUGUUUAUUAUCUCGUCUCGUAUCGCAAUGCGUUGUUAUGCUUGCUGAUAUACGAGAUAUGGAGAGAUGUGACAAUGAGUGUAAUGAGAUAAUCGGUUCUCCUUGUACAUGUGAUUUCCACGGAGUGUGGCAAUGGUCCGGCGGAGCGCGAGCGCCGGCUGCCGGCGCGCGCGCCGCCCCGGUGUCAGUCUAAUCUAUCAGCUCGAAGCGGUUCGGUGCUAUACCAGAUAAAUUACACUUCGCGCGGGAUUAAAAAAAACAUUUUUUUUUAACUAUUAAAAUGUCCCUAAAGUGAAAUAUAAGAAACAACGUAAACGUGUGUUUUUGUGGAACAAAUAUUUAAAAAUAAAUAUUUACAAUUUAGUAGUAACGUGAAAAACUGAAACUCACCUAUGGGCGAAGUAAAAGUUAACAGCUUUCCGGACAUAAUGAGAAAGUGUUUCAAAAUGGGUCUUUUUAAAAUAAUCCCGACUGGGACAGCGAGCAAGGAGAAAUGCGUGGAGGAGACCGAUGUAGUCUCUCAGGCCAUCGGUAACUACGGCCGCUGGCAGCUGUUGAUGACGUUCCUGCUCUCACUGUUCUCAUUCCCCUGCACAUUCCACAUAUACCUGCCGACGUUCACGGCAAGAGAAACGAAAUACUGGUGUCGGGUGCCUGACAACUUUACAGGAUUACCGAUAGAAAAUUGGAUCAACUACAGCCAGCCCAAUAACAACUAUUGCCAAGUUCGAGACCUUCCUGCGGGUGUCACGGUACAAAGCAUACUGAAUGGCACUGCACCAUUGCUGGAUACAUUCCAAAAAUGCCAGGAAUGGGACUUUGAUCGGUCUGAGGUGGGAGACACCAUCAUAUCGGAGUGGAACUUGGUUUGCGACAGAGCUGGAUUAACUAGUUUGGCUGAGGUUGUGUUUUUAGUCGGUGUGGGCAUUGGAGGAGUGGUGGGCGGCUGGAUUUCUGACAGAUUCGGGCGCAAGCGUAUCCUGAUGGGCAUGAUGACGGCACAAAGCGUUCUCGCUAUCCUGUCCCUUCUUGUCCGCUCGUACCUCCAAUACGUGAUAGUCCGACUCAUCAUGGGCCUGGUGUCGGUGUCGGUCGUGUACGCCGCCUUCGUGCUGUCAGUGGAGCUGGUGGGCGGGAAGUGGGUGACCAUCGCGGGCGUGUGCAACUUCUUCCCCCUGCCUUUGUCGUAUAUUAUCGUGACGCUGAUCUCUUACUUACUGCCGAACUGGAGAGCCUUGCAGCUCUCGUUAUCUCUGCCGGGAUGCUUGUUGAUGAUUUUGUGGUUUUUCUUACCAGAAUCACCAAGAUGGUUAUUGAGCAUGGGCCGCACUCAGGAAGCCAAAGCAAUUCUACAGAAAGCAGCAAAAUUCAAUAACAGAGAAUUACCGGCUGACCUAGACAAAUUAUUGAUUAUACACAGAGCAGAGAACCCCGAGGAAGAGCCAAGCGUGCUUAUGCUGUUUUCAGGGUACCUACUGAAACGAACUAUAUGCCUGUUCCUAUCGUGGUUCUCAAUGACUAUUGCCUAUUACGGCCUGCUGCUGAACAUUGGCAACUUCCAGUUGGGUGAUCUACAUAUGACGUCUAUUAUACUGGCUGUCGUAGAAGUCCCUGCUAUAGCUAUGAGCAUACCUAUUCUGUUGAAGGCAGGACGACGAGCUCCGAUAUUCAUUUCCAUGCUGAUGUGUGGCCUCGCGUGCGUCGCUAGCGAGUUGUGUUCGAUGUCCUCGGAUGAGAAAUGGGUCGUAAUACUUUGUCUCAUGAUAGGAAAGUUUGCAAUUGGCGCGACCAACAUGAUGUUGCCGAUAUUCACCGCUGAGUUGUAUCCUACUGUGAUAAGAAACUUGGGGGUGGGAGCUAGCCAGAUUGCCGCGGGUAUAGCGCUCAUCUGCAUUCCAUAUUUAUGGAAACUGAAAACCCUGAAUGAGCACCUGCCCAUGGUGACGAUCGCAGCGCUGAGUGCAUUCGGUGGAGGCAUCGUGCUGCUGCUGCCGGAUACCUCCAGCACGGAGGACAAGCGACCCAAGGACAAAAAACCGUCGUUCGACAACGCUUCGCCGUGCAACGGCACUUUCACAGUCACAGACGAUAGAGGGCACUAGUUAUUUCCACCAGUGACUACAUACUUAUAAAUAAUUCUAUAAGAAAUCUGAACAGUGGCAAACUAGUGUUAAAUGUGUGUUUUGUUUUAAAAACAAAACUUUUGACAGUAAAAAAAACUAAAGUGAAUAGUGAGAGUUAAAUCGAAUUUAGUACAAGGUAAGAAAAGCGAGUAUUGAUGAUAUUACAAAUGUAUGUAGGUAUUAUUUAAUAUUAUAUAUCUAGAUACUAUAAGUGUCAAUAAGGUUAAAUUAGUUUAGUCAUAUUAUAUAGUUUUAUGUCAUUGCGGAUAUAGUUAACAAAGCAAUAAAUGAUAAAAAUUUAAUAUUUAAUAUUAACUUAUUUCUUAUCACAGAUCGAGCUAAUACCUAGCUAACUUUUGAUUACUAGGUACUUAUACUAUGUGUCAUACUUGUUUAGGUACUCUGAUUAAGCGUAUUUAUAUAUAACCAACCUACUUUUCAAGCUUUGUUAUGAAGUGAUCGCAAAAUUCAUUAGCUAAGACAUAAGAUAAGUCUUACCCAAAUAUUAUCUUGCUAAUUGCCCCUAUUUGCCCAAUAGUCAACUGUUGCGUAUAUGUCAUUUGUAAACUCCAGUCAAAGUGACAACAGUAAAUAAUGGACAGGUUAUACAAAAUGUUCGUGUACUCGUAGUGUUACGAUCUUACGAUAGUGCAAUAUCAGCUUUAGAAGUAAUUAAGAUGCGAUUUUGAUUAAAAUUUACUUGUAUUGUCGACUUUCAGCCAAUAAAUUAAAUGUUUUUUUUUACUAAAUAGUGUUACCCUUGAUCGGGGUUACAUACCUAAUAUAAUCAAUGGGAUGUCUAUGAUUAAAAUGUUACGAGACGAAGGGCCAGUCAACUCUAUGGCUGCUGUUCGACGCAACGUUGGCGCAACUGCGCAGCGAUGCCAUUUUCCAUAGAUCUGACAUCUGACUGGACGCCGACUCUCAAGACGCUUGUGUUAGGGUAUUUCUAAAGAGACUCGUACCUAUUGAUAGUUACCUAUAUACAAUAUUAUUUGGAUUUUAAGUUUGAGUCAAAGCGAUCAUAAUGGCGGUGGUUAACACACACAAAUAUAAAGUUAAUUUAUCGUGUCCGUCCACCAGAUAUUUGGACAUUUUCACUUAAAAGUGUACCAUUCAUUUUUUUUUUAAUUCAUCAACUUUUGGGUUAUUUCUACUCAGAAUCACGAGGACUAACGAUUUAAAAAGAAAAAAAAAAUGUUCUAAAAAAAAUGACAGUUUCGUAACGCAUUUUCACAUACAUUUUGUAUGGACCGUUGAAAACUGACACCCAAAAUUUGUAUGAAACACUGGGCCCACUGGGGUCACUUUUUUUCUUUGUCUCAUUCAAUAGUACUCGUGAUUCUACUGACUGAGUCUAAAUAACCCAAAAGUUGAUGGUUUUUCGAAGAAAAGUAAAUGGAACCAUUUUUUCUGGAAACCCCCAUUUACCCUUUUUAUUAGUUCAAAAUUUAUUCAACAAACCAGUUGUAUUUUGAUAUUUCAAAUUGCGUGUUUAAGUAUUUAUGUGAUGAAACUGAUAAAGAAUAAGCAAUUAUUUUAAUACAUUAUUAUGUAAGAUUUUUUGUAUUGAAUUGUUGUUUGUAAAUUUAAUGACAAGAUAAAAAUAUCGUACCCAUUAAUGUUAACAACGCCGAUUAGACGAAUCUAUGUACCUGUUUAUAUUUGUUACCCUGUAGUUAAUUAUAUAUUUAUUAUACUAGAAAUGAUAUUUAAGUAAGUAGGUUACGAACCUCUUCUAAUGUUAUAGUAAAAUAUAAGUAAAAGUCUUAGGUGUAGCUUACCAAUAUUAUAGGCGGAUGACAUUAUUUGGGAAGUAUUUUAAAAGGGCUUAUUUCUUUAUGGACACCAUACAAAAAUAAACCCUUUUGAAAAGGCACACCUCAUUUUUUGGAGUUAAGACAGUAAAUACAAACAUACAAUUUUGAUUCUCUGAUUGCCUACAAUGUAAGCAUUAAGGGGCCGACUGACUAUCAGUCCGCCGGACGAUAUCGGCCUGUCAGUUGUUCGAAACUGUCAAAUUUUUGUUCUAACUGACAGACCGAUAUCGUCCAGCGGACUUAGUCAGUGGGCCCCGUUAGUUGUAUAUUAUUAUGUGAUUUUAACGAAAAAAAUAUUACAGAUAGUCAAUAGAAAUUAAAUAAUGAAAUCUUAAUAUUUAUUAUAUUUCUACAUAUAUUUUUCUGUCGUAAUUAUUACAUAUUUACUAAUAACAAUCUUGUAACAAAUGUACGAUCAAUUUUGCGAUAGCCAUAGUAUUUAUGUUGAUAUUUUACAUUUUACCGAUAAAUGCACUACCGAACAAUAGUUUAGAUUAACCUAUUUGUAAAUGAAACUAUAAUGACUGAUUUGAUUUAUUGCUUUCAAUUAUAGUUCAGAUUUAAUUUUGAUUCAAUGCAACUGAAAACUACAAUAUGUAAUUCAUAUUUUAAUACUAGGUAUGUAUAUUUUUGUAUGAGUAGCGACUCUACCGUCAGACUUUUCACGGAUAACGGGUUCGUUGAUGUUGAAAAACUUACUCGGUCGAAGUAAUUUAUACAUAAAUUAAGUUUUAAUAAGUUAGUUGUGUGUAAUAUUAGAAGCCGUGUACACGUAAAUCUAAUGGCUCUUUGUCUUUUUUAUUCGUUAACCUUUAAUUCAACUGCAUCAAAUCGAAAAUUAGCGCUGAAACUUGUGUGUACACAAUAUGUAAUUUAAAUAACGCUAAACUAUAGAAGCCUCAAACACCAUUUUUAAAGAUGUUUCAAUCAUUUCAAUAAUAAUAUACUCGUAGGUAUAUUUUUAUAGUAGAUAAUUAUUUUAGAAUAAACCUAAUUUUGCCGUGUUAAUGAUUUUAAUAGUAAAUGUAUAGUACAAAUUAUCUCAGAUGAUUUUUUCGGGCUCGGGCCCUAAUCUGUUAAUCAAAAGGUAUUGUUUAAUUUAUGCAGUGGUUACACUGCUUAUACUGCUAAUAGCCCCGGCAUAAGUAACGGGAACAAGCCCGUUUAAAAAGCAUAUUUACCAUUUUAUUUAUAUGGUUCAAAUUCCAUAAAACAGCCCAUUUGGAGAUAAUAUGUUGUGUUAUCUCCAAAGAAAAUACCACCCUGAUUGUUCUCUCAAUGAGCUGUCAGAUAAAUUUGAACCUUAAUACUAUCACGAUAGUUAUUUUAUAAACGACAUGGCUGCUUUGGCACGUGCUGACGACCGCUCUUAAAAGAAACAAAGGCUUUUGUUUAACAGAUUAGGGCCCGAGCCCGAAAAAAUCAUCUGAGAAAAUUCAUACUAUAUUUACACUCAUUUGCCUGCCAGUAACUUAUAAACCGAGCAUAUUAAAAAGAGUGCUUAUUUAAAAAUGUCGAUGUUUGCGUUAUUUUAGUUACACUUUAUACCUAAUACUUUAAGUCAUUCAUUAUUGUAUUUUUAUUCCCUGUACCGCUCUCCAUAUUUCAUGAGACUAGGUUUCUCUAGAAGAAGAACAAUUUGAAAAAUAUACAUAUAAGAAAAGAACUAAUUACGACGGAAUAUGGCAAAAGGGCAAUGCUCCUUUAUCGGGGAAUGUAGAACAUUGGUAUCAUGUAACAUUAAAAUUGUAGGUUUGCCAUUAGCCAGUUACUGAAGGAUAUAGAUUAAAAUUGAAUCACAUCUCGUGUAUACUGUCAGCAGCAGAUGUCUCUAAAUGGGUCAGAUGGCAAAACUAUAAAACUUAAUUGAUAAGAGCGUGUGUAUAUAUCAUUUUGACCCCCUCACCGCUACUUAGCUACUUCCGCUGCUGACUGCACCUUCUCUACCUAUACUUAUCAAAGUUAUGAAUGUUCAUAGCCCCUCUAGCAUGUUAGUGGAUGGAUGACGCCGAUAAUCAAUAUCUGAAUCCCAUAUAGUCAGCAGUAAAUAGGUAGUAGACAUUAAAUGUAAUGUAUUGUAAUAGAUUCUACCAAAGCGAAUUAAGAAGACAUAGAGUGCUCACUCCAUACAUCGGUUUUGUUACCAAAAAGACUAAUAUUUUCGUAGUCUGCAUCUAGCGUCAAGAAACGGAACUAUCAGUACUGCUACUGGACAAUAUAUAUAUGGAGUGUAGGUAUGGAGUAAGCACUCUGUCUUCAUAAUUCUCUUUGAUUCUACACAAACAAAGACCGUAUACAAAUUUGUGGAUCUUGGACAAUGGACUCAUGUUUUUCUUUUGUUAAUUAUGUGCUAUCUACGUACUGGUGACUGUAUAUUACUGUAAUUUCCUGAUAGAGAUUUCAAGGCAUAGAAUCGAUAGUCCGCUUAUAUAUAGUUGACAAAUUAAUCUGGACCGAAAUUGUACGAGAGAUCCGUGCAAAUUCUAUUCCGUCAACUCCGUAUAUUCUUGUUUGUUUCCCAGAUGUGACCGUUUGCGGUUGCCAUUUUACACUACGCGUGUUGUCAAACGUAAAGGGGCCCACUGAUUAACAGUCCGCCAGACGAUAUCGGCCUGUCAGUUGUUCAGAACUGUCAAAUUUUUGUUCUAACUGACAGACUGAUGUCGUCCGGCGGACUGAUAAUCAGUGGGCACCUUAACCAACUUUGUUUUUUUUAACACUGCCAGGAAACCGGCGUAUAUUAUGUCAAGGCAGGCUAUGUCAAGUGAACCCUCUAGGGAGAGGCGGGCUCAUGUACUUAUAAAACAAACUGCGCCUCUGCCUGCCAGGCUUAGGGUAGGGUGGUCUAAGACUGCGCGGUCGAUAAGAAUGCGCAUACGUCAUAAUUUAAAUACAAAGUGAAGUUCGUGGCUAACUUCAGUGCUGUUUUGAAGUGUAAUAGCACCUGUUACUGCUCCCGGAAUCAAUUUAGUUUACUGUGAAAAUAAGAUACUCUAGGUUAAGUUUGAAGUUUUUAUCACAUUUUGAUCUUAUUUUUCUUCAAUUUAAAUGUAUUGUCACUAAUAAGACCUAGGUAAAUUAAAAUAUGAGAUCUUGAAUUUGGAUCGCGUAUGCGAUGGCGCGUUUGAACGGCCGUCGCUAGUUCACGUCAUUUUGCAUAGGUGGCGUUACCAGUAUGUUUUAGUGAAAAUGGAGGAAUGUGUAAGAAUGCGCAUGGUACGAAUGUGUAAAAAUGCGCGCGCAGUCUUACACAUCCAUUUCCACAUGAAUGUGAAAAAUGGCUCAGAAAUAACCCAGGAAAAACUAUAAAUAUUCCAAAUGUUUAAAAUCUUCACUCCAGCUUAUCCCAAAGCUGCAAACCCCGCAUGCGCUGCUGAAAGUUUUAAACCUUUAGGAAUAUCACCUUGUAAUCCUGAGGUAUUCACUGAAGCUGAUUUCUUGGCUAGUUCUGUAACCGAACGAGAAAACACGAGGCUAAUUUUGCUGAAGCCAAAGAGCAAUCUACAAUUUAUACAAGCUAUGUUGUUGUAAAUGAUGUUGACCCUCUUGGGCAUGCCCGUGAUGUGGCGAAAUCUAUAAAGAUCCAAUUACUGAAGACUGGAUCACGUGUAUCGCUUGUAAUGAAUGGUGGCAUGAUCAAUACACAGCGCACACGGGUGCUGCCGCCUUUGCUUGUGACUUAUGUAAAUAAUUAAACUUGGCUGGAUAUGCUACCGCGUUUCCUUAGGUAUCGCGCAUUCUUACACCACCCGCGCAAUCUUACACAUCCUGCUGCGCAUUCUUACAUCGCGGGUAGUGUAAGAAUGCGCAUUUCUCGUUUUCCAAUUAUGCUCUAAUAUAUCAAGAUUGGUUGAUCUCAUUUACUAAUAGAGUUUAAAAUUAUGUUGUCUUGUUAUUCGGGAAGAAAAGAACAAAAGUUGACUUCAAUUAUACCGUUUGUUUUUAUUUUAUCACGUCUCAAACCUUAAGUGCGCAGUCUUAGACCACCCUACCCUAUUUAUUUUAUGACCGGUUAAGAUUAAGAGCGACUCCCAUCGUUAGUGAGCGCUGUCUAGUAUUGUUAUUUUGUAAAAUGACAAUUUUUAAUAAAGCUUAUGAUU
Messenger RNA from Cydia strobilella, 8065 nucleotides. Its product is annotated as organic cation transporter protein-like. The transcript has 7 exons. Gene Ontology annotation, molecular function: transmembrane transporter activity. Lineage: Eukaryota; Metazoa; Arthropoda; Insecta; Lepidoptera; Tortricidae. The record is from RefSeq and is a predicted model, not a curated record. Gene Ontology annotation, cellular component: membrane. Gene Ontology annotation, biological process: transmembrane transport. The coding region runs from base 415 to 2124 and encodes 569 amino acids.